Messenger RNA from Thyridium curvatum, 825 nucleotides. RefSeq lists its product as uncharacterized. The coding region runs from base 1 to 825 and encodes 274 amino acids. Gene Ontology annotation, molecular function: DNA-binding transcription activator activity, RNA polymerase II-specific; DNA binding; protein heterodimerization activity. The transcript has 4 exons. Gene Ontology annotation, cellular component: nucleus; CCAAT-binding factor complex. Gene Ontology annotation, biological process: regulation of DNA-templated transcription. NCBI's taxonomy places the organism in Eukaryota, Fungi, Ascomycota, Sordariomycetes, Thyridiales, Thyridiaceae. The record is from RefSeq and is a predicted model, not a curated record.
AUGGAUCCUCACAACCAGAACUCGUCUCAGGCGCAGCAAAACCGCCCCGCGCCCGUAUAUGACACCAGUCACGGUGGUCACUAUGGCGCCAGCGCAGCUCUAUCUGCUCAGGGUUUUGCGCCUUCUGAACUGUACACCGGUCCGUGGGCAAACGUCCACCAAGGUCUUAAUGGGCAAUACAAGGACAUCCUCACCACAUACUGGCAACAGACCAUCAACCACCUCGAAGGCGAUACCCAUGACUACAAGCUGCACCAGCUUCCCCUCGCCCGGAUAAAGAAGGUCAUGAAGGCCGACCCCGAAGUCAAGAUGAUCUCCGCCGAGGCACCCAUCCUCUUCGCCAAGGGAUGCGACAUCUUCAUCACCGAGCUCACCAUGCGCGCCUGGAUCCACGCUGAAGAGAACAAGCGACGCACCCUCCAGAGGUCUGAUAUCGCAUCGGCACUGGCCAAGUCCGACAUGUUCGACUUCCUCAUCGACAUUGUCCCUCGCGAGGAAGCCUCCUCGCAUGCUAAGCGCACCGGCAACCAGGCUAAUGCCGGCGCUCAGGGUGUCCCCGCCGCGGGCCAGCCUCCGAUGGCCGGCCAACACGUGCCCGGCGCUAACCACGCCCAACACCCCAUGGCGGCCGACUACUCCAUGGGCGCUCACGCCCUCGGCGGCGAGGCUGACUACCGGCAGACGCCUAACAUGUAUCCUGUCCAAGCCCAGGCCGCCCCCGGCGGCUACGGACAAGCGCAGCCGCAGAUGUACGACCAGAUGGACCCCAGCAUGUACGGUAACUACGCCAUGCAACCGCCACAGGUAAGUACCCCAGCCCCGUGA